UACCUGGACACAGGUAAAUAUACGUGUUGACAUAUCAAAGUUACUGUGUCCUGACAGUCAAUUUUACUCUUACAUCCUUGGAUAACAGCUGGUAGUGCUUCACGAGUACAUCCCGUAACAAGGCUACACAGGGAUAGAACUUCACAGGGAUACAUCUAGUACAGCGACACAGCGCUCCUGAUACAGGAUUACACUCACGAUAUAAGGAUACGGCGAACUAUUACCAUGGCGCCAAAGAACAACUGUGUGGACAUGAUCCCUCGGUACCUGACGCUCUGUGUGGGAUGUCUGGGUAUGAUUACAGCCGGAUCCAUCUACGCGUUUGGAGCGUACAAUGUCUCCGUCAAAAAACAUUUCAAUUACACCCAGUCAGAAGUCGAAAUAAUAGCUUCAAUGAGUAACUUCGGAAUAUCCUUUGGUAUGCCCGCCGGGUUUAUGUGUGAGCGACUCGGACCCCGUUGGACGUCAUUCACAGCCCUGCUAUUAUCCUGUGUUGGUUUCUUGUUGCUAUGGAGCACAACAGAGAUGGAAGAUUACUACGCGCAUACCACACCUCUACAAUAUCUCUACUUCUUCCUGGCAGGUUUUGGAGCCAUUUUUAUGUACAUGGCAAGUAUGAUCACCAACAUAAACAACUUCCACCCGAAACACAGGGGAAAAGUGAUCGGCAUCUUGGAUGCAUCGUUUAGUGGAGGGCCAGCCCUGUUCGCAUUCCUGUACGGCGAAUGUUUCGCCAAAGGUCAUCUCAAAGACGAGCAGAAUCAGGACCUUAGGGGAUAUUAUUUGAUGAGUGCUAUAUGUUUUGGGGUCGUCGGUUUGUUGGGUAUUAUUAGCCUUAAAUCGUACGACACUGAUAUUAGCGAAUCGGAUCUGAACACGCUGGUAUCUAAUACCAGUGUUAGUACUGAACACCAAACCAAGGAUAUCACUAGCAUCGAAAUGAUAAAACGAACAGAUUUUCAAUUUCUUUUUUGGGGCUUUUUAUUCUGUGCGGGAUUACAGCUUAUGUUUCAGAAUAAUAUAGCCGUGUAUCUGAAGUCGUAUGAUUUGGAGUCCUAUACAACGCUUUUCACUACAAUUAAUCCUAUAGCAGGCGUGGUAUGUAAGUUUCUAGUAGGGUAUAUUUCUGACGUUGUAGUAGAAAAACUGCCUCGUGUUGGUCUUCUGCUCCUCUUCAACAUCCUGCAAACUAUUAUCCUGACUCUUUGUAUCUUCUUUUCCGAUAAACUUGCCAUAUUGGUUGUCGCGCUUAUUGGAAUCGGUUUCUCCAAUGGCGCCCUCUGGUGUUUAACACCUGCGAUGGUCAGUGAAUUUUUUGGGCUUAAGUAUUUUGGACGUAACUGGGGAAGCAUCAUAUUUGGAAAUGCGUUCGGUGGCCUUGGGAUACAGCAAAUGUUCGGUGCCUUAUACGACAACAGCAUUACUGUCAAAGGACAGUCGGAUUGUUUCGGUCUCCAUUGCUUCACGUGGAGUUUCACAGUCGUGGCAGUGCUGAGCCUGUGUUCGUGUAUAUUCAAUGUUGGACUGUUGCAAGGUGAAUAUGAAAAGCGAAAGCACUUGAAGGAAAUCUCUUCAAAGGAAAUGCGUUAUGUUGAUGCUAAAACCCAAGUUAUUUCCGAAUUCUAGUCAUCUAAUAUCAAAACCGGUAAAACACUUUUUUAGCAUGCAAAACACGAUCAAUUCCCAAUUUCACAUAAUCAUGGAGAUUUGAUUAUCAAUGUAUAUUAUGGUGAAUGCCGAUACAUUUUCUGUUUUUGU
Molecule: messenger RNA, 1758 nt
Organism: Mizuhopecten yessoensis (Yesso scallop)
Lineage: Eukaryota; Metazoa; Mollusca; Bivalvia; Pectinida; Pectinidae
Product: probable transporter MCH1
Exons: 4
Coding region: 226-1626 (466 amino acids)
Biological process (GO): transmembrane transport
Cellular component (GO): membrane
Molecular function (GO): transmembrane transporter activity
Source: RefSeq, a predicted model, not a curated record